Molecule: messenger RNA, 597 nt
Organism: Penicillium verhagenii
Lineage: Eukaryota; Fungi; Ascomycota; Eurotiomycetes; Eurotiales; Aspergillaceae
Product: AAA-ATPase Vps4-associated 1 family protein
Exons: 4
Coding region: 1-597 (198 amino acids)
Biological process (GO): vacuolar transport
Cellular component (GO): endosome
Source: RefSeq, a predicted model, not a curated record
AUGUCCUUGACCAACGUAUACCACCUGCGCCGAGUCGCAGAUACAUCCGCCAAAUCAUGUUUAAUCUGCUACAAGCCAUCAACAAGCGUGUUGAUAACGCCUGAUAACAAGGCAAGUCCGCCCCAGGCUGAUUUCUUCUACGUGUGCCCCGCACACUUGCAAGACCGCCACUUCUGCUCCGCUAUUGUUGACACAGAAGGUGACUUGAAGCGCCAAAAGGAAGAAGCAAUGGCCAAAGAAAUUGAAAAGGUCAAGCAAGAGUACGAAGAAAAACAGAAACGAAAGAAAGAGAAAGCCAAGGAAUCUAGCAAGGACGACAAAGACAAGGAAAAGGAAAAAGGUGACUCUAAGGAUAAAGAUAAAGCUGAUUCCGACACGAAAACCAGCGAUGAAAAAGAACGAGAUGACAAGAUUGAUUCUAUUAAGAAUGACGGCAAUGAAACCAAAACGGACAAUGGUCCUCGCGUUUUCGCGCUGCAUAAGACUUUCUAUCAGAUGCGCAUUGACAGAUUGCGUGGCAUCGAAAGGGCCAAGAAGAACCAGGAACGAAUGAAGAAUCCGUCUUUGUUUCCAUCCGUUCCGAAUCGCGAGCUCUAG